CGGCGCCUCCCGAGGGAGCGGCGCCGCCGGCCGAGCGCAGGCCCGGCCAUGACCGACUUCAAAUUGGGCAUCGUGCGGCUCGGCCGGGUGGCCGGGAAGACCAAGUACACACUGAUAGAUGAGCAAGAUAUCCCGCUGGUGGAGGGCUACUCCUUUGAGGCCCGGAUGGAAGUAGACGCAGACGGAAACGGUGCUAAGAUAUUUGCAUAUGCCUUUGACAAAAACCGAGGAAGAGGGUCGGGAAGGCUCCUUCAUGAGCUUUUGUGGGAGCGUCACAGGGGAGGCAUCGCUCCCGGGUUUCAGGUGGUGCACCUCAACGCUGUGACCGUGGACAACCGUCUGGACAACCUGCAGCUGGUGCCGUGGGGCUGGCGGCCCAAAGCCGAAGAGACGUCCAGUAAGCAGAGGGAGCAAAGCUUAUACUGGCUGGCGAUUCAGCAGCUCCCCACGGACCCCAUCGAGGAGCAGUUCCCCGUCCUGAACGUGACCCGCUACUAUAACGCCAACGGGGAUGUGGUGGAAGAGGAGGAAAGCUCCUGUACCUACUACGAGUGCCAUUACCCGCCCUGCACGAUGAUCGAGAAGCAGCUGCGCGAAUUCAACAUCUGCGGGCGUUGCCAGGCGGCCCGGUACUGCGGCUCCCAGUGCCAGCAGAAGGACUGGCCGGCCCACAAGAAGCACUGUCGGGAGAAGAAGCGCCCCUUCCAGCACGAGCUGGAGCCCGAGCGGUGACCGCGCCGCCGGACCUUCCUUGGGCGCGGCAGAUACAGUACGGCGGUCGGCCUGGAGGUGCUGGAGGAGCCGGUGGCUCGCAGCCUGGCAGCCGCCGUCAUGGGGACUUGGUGGGCUCAGCGGUCCCUGUGGUGUUCAGCUCCGAGCACAGACAGCUGGGGAGGCUCCCACUGGGAUGCUUCUCGUUAUUUAUAUGUUAAUAUGUUUGUAAACUCAUGUACAGUUUUUUUGGGGGGAGGCAGUGGGAGGGUUAGAAAUUACAAAUAGAAUCAUUUGCUGUAAUUCUCAAAUGGCAAACGGUCGGGCCACAUGUUUAAAAAGCCUAGAAAGUGUCACGUGACAGAAGCUUCUCUGGGCAGCUGCAGCCCCGGGGAGCGUGGCCUGUCUGGGGUCGCGUCUACAAGGCACAGUAAAGGGGUGGAAUCAUCGAGUGCCUCAGCCGUUCUUCCUUCUCCUUUUUGCCCUCGAUGCUGUUGAGCUUUAUUUCUGAGUGAAUCAAGGUGGUCUAGGGCUGCGGGUGCGGCGUUGCCUUUAUUCCUGGGUUGAGAGAGAGAGGAGGCAGGUGGGCACGGAGUGGGAGACCCAGACCCACGCUUGUCCUGUGGCAGGGGUAGCCGGGGGCGUUGGAGCAGGCGGCCCUGUUUGGCGGGCAUGGAAUGUUCUCAGCCCUGGCGCAGGUAAACUCUCACCUGGAUUCGCGCACUGUGUGGCGGGGCUUCUGCCUGGCCGAGCUCCAGAGGUCCUGCCUGUGUGCUGGAGUAACCAGGGUGAGAGAGUGUUGCUUCCCCAUCUGCUCUGCUGGGUUUCCUCCCCCUUCAGGAGCCCAGGGUCUGAAGGCUGGGCAGGGCCUCUUACACCUUGCCGAACCACUUUAGGGCAAUAAGCCAGGCUCCGUGCCUAGGAACUUACUGGUUUCCAGAUCCAGCCAGCCCACCAGAGGCUUUACUUCCUGGGAGAAGGAAGGCUGGCCAUUCCACCUCCGAGCAUGUAUCCGGGGCUGUCCCUUUCCCCGUGUUGGUCCCAAGGGUUGCUGCCACACUUUCCCUCAUGCAGGUCUUCUGCCAUCUUCCAGUGUGUCCCAUUUGCCUUGUGUGUGCUCAUUUCCUUGUCUGGGGACAGACUCUUGGUGUCCUUGGUGAGUUGAGCUUCUGGUAGGUUCUUUUGCAGUCCUUGGGCAGUACGUCUUGGAGAGCCAGACUGGGGCAGUCAGGUGAAGGCAACCUACAGGGCGCAGGAGGGACCCUUCCGAACCCCGAGGGGCCGCUGUGAAGGUGAGAACCCCGCCUGGUGCCGCUGGCAGCGUGAGUGCUGCUUUCUGGGUCAGGGAUGUCC
Messenger RNA from Enhydra lutris kenyoni (northern sea otter), 2064 nucleotides. RefSeq names its product zinc finger MYND-type containing 19. The transcript has 6 exons. NCBI's taxonomy places the organism in Eukaryota, Metazoa, Chordata, Mammalia, Carnivora, Mustelidae. Bases 49 to 732 code for a protein of 227 amino acids. The record is from RefSeq and is a predicted model, not a curated record.